AUGUCCCCAUCCCCACCACCACCCCGACCUCCCCUGCCCUUCCCUACCGCCAUUCCUCCCAUCCCUCCCCUGCUUCUGUGUCCCCAGGAUAUCCCUACCACCAUUCCUCCCAUCCUGUGUCCCUACGUCCUCCCCCCGCUCCCUUGCUGUGUCCCGGAUAUCCCCCACCACUCCAUUCCCACCCCAUCCCUCCUCCCUGUCCCUGAUAUCCCCACCACUAUUCCUCCCAUCCCUCUCCUGCUCCUGUGUCCCGGAUAUCCCUACCCACUAUUCCUCCCAUCCCUCCCCUGCUCCUGUGUCCCCAUACCUCUACUGUCCUGUGUCCCGGAUAUCCCUCCCCUCCUCCUGUCUCCCCGGAUAUCCCUACCACUAUUCCUCCGAUUCCUUUCCCCUGGUCUUGGUGUCCCGGAUAUCCCUACCACUCAUUCCUCCCAUCCCUCUCCUGCCUCGCAUGUCCAGAAUAUCCCCACUCACCAUUCCUCCCAUCCCUUCCCGUUCUAUGUCCAGGGAUAUCCCUACCAUAUUGUCCCAUCCCUCGACUGCUCCUGUUCGUCCCCGAUAUCCCUACCACCAUUCCUCCCAUCCCUCUCCCCGUUCCUGUGA
Haliotis rubra (blacklip abalone) is the source of this 603-nucleotide messenger RNA. Its product is annotated as proline-rich receptor-like protein kinase PERK2. Bases 1 to 603 code for a protein of 200 amino acids. The transcript has a single exon. Lineage: Eukaryota; Metazoa; Mollusca; Gastropoda; Lepetellida; Haliotidae. The record is from RefSeq and is a predicted model, not a curated record.